This is a messenger RNA of Strongyloides ratti, 654 nucleotides long. RefSeq names its product Thioredoxin-like fold domain-containing protein. The record is from RefSeq and is a predicted model, not a curated record. The transcript has 2 exons. Lineage: Eukaryota; Metazoa; Nematoda; Chromadorea; Rhabditida; Strongyloididae. Bases 1 to 654 code for a protein of 217 amino acids.
AUGACAUUGACUUCAAAAAUUAAACUGUCAUUUUUUUAUGAUAUUAUUUCACCACAUUGUCUACCUAUUUUUACUGAACUUUCAAAAGACAUCACAUUUAAAAAUGUAAAAUUGGAUUUGAAACCAGUAAUUGUAUCAAAUAUAGAGUCAGAAUAUGGUUUAUCUACUGAUUUUGUAAUGUCAAAAAAACAUAAUGACGUCAAAUUGAUUAAUGCUCUUUACAAAUUUAAUAUGGUAAUUCCUGAUAAUUGGAUAGAAAUUUUGUUAGAAAAUAAAACAGAAUAUGUACAAAAAUUUCUAGCUAACUUAACUAGUCAUAAUGAGACAAAUCAAAAAGAUCUUAUUAAUAUUAAUUUAAAAUUACUUAAUUUAUUUUGGGUAGAAAAAAAGUUAGACAUUGAUAAAACUACUUUAGAAGAUCUUGUUAAAAGUUUUACUUUUUUUAAUACUGAAUUUGAUUAUGCAAGUAGUGAACAAUUAAAUGAAAAUGUUAAUAUAGCAAGUAAUGAAGAUGUAAGUGAAACACCAUUUUUUAUUUUGACAGCUCCAAAAAACCGUCGUUAUACAUAUAGAGGCUAUGAAUCUAUACCAUUAAUUAAAAAUGAAAUAAUUUUACAAAAGGAUAAAUUAAAUACUGUUAUUUGUAAUUUAUAA